GAGUCGUAGACAAAGCUGCGUGCCGGUGCCGUGCGAGUUUUAAUUGCCGGUUCUAGCCGGUUCCAAACUCGAGUUCCUGUGCCGUGGCGUUACUGAAUCGCUUUGACAAAGCGUCCUCAACUAUUUGCAAAGGAGGAGCUGCCGAGUAGGGUACACGAUAUGGCAACCGAUUCAAGGGCCGCCUUCAAGCCGGUUACACACGUGCUUUUUGACAUGGAUGGUCUGCUUCUGGACACAGAGUCGUUAUACACGGAGGCAACGCAACGGGUGACGCAGCGCUACGGCAAGGACUACACGUGGGAGAUCAAGUCGGCCGUGAUGGGCACCGCUGGGUCCGAGCCGACGCGCAUCAUCAUCGACAGGCUGCAGCUGCCGCUCACCGUGGAGGAGCUCGAGGCCGAGCUACACCAGAUGCACCGGGAACUCUUCCCCACGGCCCAACUCAUGCCUGGGGCCGAGAGGCUUGUGAAUCACCUCCAGCGAAGCAGGGUGCCCAUUGCCGUGGCAACCAGCUCAAAACGAGAUUCCUUUGAACUGAAGACGAGCCGUCACAAGGAGCUGUUUGCCAAGUUCCACCACAUAGUGUGUGGCGGCGAUGGCGCCGAGGUGGCACGGGGCAAGCCGCACCCAGACAUCUUUCUCGUGGCUGCUGGAAAGUUUGAGAAUGCACCUCCACCUGAAAAGGUUCUGGUGUUUGAAGACUCCCCCAAUGGAGUGCUGGCCGCCGUGGCUGCAGGCAUGCAGGUGGUCAUGGUGCCCGAUCCCCGUGUGGACGAAGGCUCUCGCAAGAGUGCCACGCUGUGCCUCAACUCCCUGGAAGACUUUAAACCAGAGUUGUUUGGUCUCCCACCGUACGACCACUGCAACUGAGGCACCAAUGUUCUUCUAGUCUCUAGGUUGUUCGUUGCAUUGUUAGUUUUCUUAAAACGGAAAGUCUCAAUGCGAGAAAUGUUAACCAUGGUGUUCGUACCAUCUGCCAUACUUUCCAAUUUACUACGGUAUAGUAGUAUAGGGCGCACAUUCUUUUUUUCCUUUCUGUCAGUAUGUCUUGUACAACGUGUUACGCAAUGUAUAACGCAUUGUCCGCAGUGUGUCUACAAUGUUGCCUACAAUGUGUCUAACACGUUUUAUACAAUGUAUAACACUGUAUGUCUCCGCGGCAGCUGCAUUUUCGAUGGAGGCGAAAAUGUUUGAGGCCCGCAUACUUAGAUUUAGGUGCACGUUAAAGAACCCCAGUUGGUUGAAGUUUCCGGAGAACUCCACUACGGUGUCUCUCAUAAUCAUAUCGUGGUUUUGGGGCGUUAAACCCCAGAUAUUAUUAUUAACACGGUAUGUCUCAUACAAUGUAUUUUAUUAUGUGCAAAAAUCAUGGGCACUCUGCAGUGAAUGCAAUCUUUUUUUUACUUUUCACAAGUAAGAUAAGUCAUGCACAGCAGCAUUCUUACAGAAAUCCACCCUCAAUUAUUAAUAAUUUCUGGAGUUUUAUGCGAAAAAACCACGAUACGAUUAUGAGACACACUACAGUGGGGUACUCUAGAUUAAUUUUUACCACCUGGUGUUAUUUCAACGUGCACCUAACUCUAAGCACACAGGUGUUCUUGCAUUCCACCCCCAUUGAAUCGCAGCUGUGACCAGCGGGAAUCCAACCUGUAUUCUCGAGCUUAGCAGAACAAUGCCUUACGUGCUAAACUACCACAUCGGAUAGAAAUUGACUCUUGUUUUAACAGCAGAGUGACUAUAGCAACAGGUGUCAGCUCCUUGCCGUGUUAGCAGUGCAGCAUUCACAGUAAAGGCUGCUAUCAUAUUCACACGUGUAUCCACACAGAUAUCCUACACAGUGGUCUACAUGGAUAUACAUGUGUGAAUAUGAUACCCUACACGGUGGUCUAACCCAAAGGUCGCAGGAUCGAAUCCCGGCCGCCGCGGCUGUAUUUUCGAUGGAGGUGAAAAUGUUUGAGGCCAGUGUACUUAGAUUUAGGUGCACGUUAAAGAACGCCGGGUGGCCAAGAUUUCCGGAGCCCUCCACUACGGCGUCUCCACUACACGGUGGUCUAGUGGUUAUGGCACUCGACUGCUGACCCGAAGGUUGCGGGAUCAAAUCCCGGCCACGGCAACUGCAUUUUCAAUAGAGGUGAAAAUGCUAGAGGCCCGUGUACUUAGAUUUAGGUGCACGUUAAAGAACACCAGAUGGUCUAAAUUUACGGAGCCCUCCACUACAGUGUCCCUCUAGUCAUAUUGUUGUUUUGGAACGCUAAACCCCAACAACUAUUGUCAUUAAUUAUUAUACAGUAAAACCUCGGUGAUACGAAUCUCGCGCGGUUACCAAAUAUAUUCGUAUCAUCUGAAAUUCGUAUCACCAGAAAACAUGGAAAAUUAAUAAGAAAGUUGGCAUACGUUUUGAUUUAGAGUUUCGCAGGGCCGUAGUGACAUCAUGAACAGCUCUGAAUGAUUGCCAGUAAAGUUUUUAGACGUCAACGCUCAUACUUGUGAUAGUAAAUGUACGGUGCAUGUACGCAUGUGUAAUCAAUGAACCAGAUGUGUUGUGCCAGGCACGUAGGCUAGGGGGGGGGCCCGGGGGGCCCGGCCCCCCCCCCCCCCCCCCAUCGAAAUUCGUCCGGCCAUCUAUAUUCCCGGGCAACUUUUGUUUUAUUUUUGCCAUGGAAAUACUUUCUUUCGAUUAGGCCUUGGGCCCCCCCCCCCCUCGAAAAAAAAUCCUGGCUACGUGCCUGUGUUGUGCCCUGUGACUGCUAGUAGCCCCUUCCUAAUCUUACUACGCCUUUCUGCAUGACACCAAAGCCCUGCGGCGAAAGUGACUUAAGAAGCGCUCUGCACGCGAUAGAUAGAGGCCAAGCUCUUUUGCCAAGACCGUCCGCUUCGUCUCUUGGGGUCUUCGUCCACGUUUCAUGGGACUUCAUGAUGGACCCGCAGCCUAAGUUUCAGUCUUGUUUCAUAUAACGUCUGAUUGCGGGGACAUGGCUUGCAUCGAUGUGGCAGGCACGUGUUAACGCAGUACAAAGACGCUGCUGCAUCGAGUACAGGAGCACACGUCAACGCGUCGAGAAAAAAAAAAAGCGCGACGUCACCGUCAUCUGUAAUCUAAACACGAAGGCGCAUAAAGGCCUCCAAGAGUCGCACGAACUAUCUCGGAGGCAAUGACGCACCGUUGAUGGUCGCGCAGCGCGAAUGCCCACGCCUGCACGUGACUGCUGCGUCUUCCGCCACAGCGCGCGCAGCACCUGUUUGUACCUGUGCGCUAGCGUACGUUCGUAUCAAACGUCGUGGGGUACAAACCGAUUCGCAACAACCGUACUCCAAUACAUUACAGGCUAAUGGGCAUUGGCCGGGACCAAAGAAAAAUUCGUAACACCCCGAAAUUCGUACGAGCCGUGAUCGUAUCACCGAGGUUUUACUGUACAGUAAAACCUCGUUAAUUCGAAGGCCUCGGGACCGAGAAAAAUAUCCCAAUUAAGCGGGAUUCCCAAUUAUCCGAAACAACGCGAAAUCAAAGAAAUCAGCCAGAAAACGUGAUGUACGGAAGUCACACCUUUAUUGUGGCAAGUCAGCCUACUUGGAGAAAAAUUCCUCCAUGCGUGACUGACGCGUUCGGUAGUUCCCAGCACUGGAAGUCAGAUUUUCCAGCCUGUCAAUGAGGCGCAGCAUCUCAGCCUCGCCGCCGUUGCACUCGACGAAGCUGCGCACAACACUCAAGGCAUCGAUGACAUCCGCCAAAGGGGGUGCUCGGGAGGGCUCGUCAUCGCUGUCAACAUUAGAGGCCGAAUCGGUCGAUCUCGCAGCUAUCUCGCUGUCGAUGUCGCCGUAACACGUCUGCACUGUGCACUCGACAUUUGCGUACUCGGAGAAUCCAAUUGGAGUGCACUCCUCGUCCGCGUGCAAAGCCUCAUAUCGAGCUUUUCGGCGAGAGCCGUUUUCGACGCCGUCGACUUGCUGGCCUCUUCAAUUAAGCACACCUUUUCGUGCAGGGACAAGCUCUUGUACUUCAGCAUCUUCCUUCCAAGCACACCUCAAUCAUCUAAUUCACAGGGAAGACACUCAAGCGGAGACAGGAGACAAAUGGAGCAGUCGCACCGAAUCGCACAAUGCUCGCCAGCCGACAUCCAAAUGGCACAAAGACUCCACAAAACAUUCACUUCGCUAGAGUGGCUAACAUCGCUGUUGAGAUGAUGAUGAUCAUGAUCGCAACCGCACGCAUCGCCGCCUGGCAAUUGCUAAAACAUGGCGUCUACGACGUAUUUCCGGUAAAAAAAACAUGGCCUUCGAGAUCCGUACAUCAAAAAAAAAAAUGCAUGUUUUAGUUACAGCCUCCGAGAUUCGCAACACCCUUUGUAUAUCUUGGAAGUCGCGGCCAAGUGUGCCAAUUAACCGGGAAGUCGCAGACUGGCCGCACCAAUUAUCUGGUUAAAUUUACAUGUAAAAAUUUGGGACCGCGCAAAUAAUACAAAUUAUCCGGGAUUCCCAAUUAACCGAGUACAAAUUACCGAGGUUUUACUGUAUCUGCACAGAUCCGUAACACUUGCAGAACGUGCACUUGCAGCAGCAAGGUGUGGCUACAAGUCUUAAACCCGACAUAAGGAGUAGCCUUUGACAGCAGGCAUCUCAAGUGCCCGACACCAGCGCUCAUUGGAAUCUGCAAGCUGACAUGCAACUUCGUCAACAGAGUGAUGAAGUCAGUGGAUCUGAGAAGGAGUGGGAACUGUGCAUUUUGUUUUGCUCCACACUGUUACCACACAUCAUCCAGUGUCCUGUAUUAAUGUGUGAAGCGAACGCCCCAGAGUAUUCGAAGGAACUUUGUGAAAUACUUUUGAGGAAGUUGCUCCAACCUUUGCCUUGAAAUUGGACUGGCAACGUCAGUGCAGCGGUUGAGUGGCUUUUAAAGCUGUCCAAAAACCACUGUCACAUGUUUUGAGGCUGUGAGGAGAGUUAACGAGAUUCAGUAAAGGUGUAAAAUCGAACAAAAUAAAAGAACAAUGCCAGGUGAAAGCCCUGACUUAGUAUUAAGUAAACCCAUGGUUUUUUUUUUCUCAUUUUAUUCUCACUGUUGGAAUUCAACAUGGAGUUAAAGUUACAGUCUGGGAAAUUCCCAAGUGGCUCAAAUCAUCUCUAUGAGAUUGUCACGCACAUGUUAUAAGCAUUAGUUCAUGGUGGUGGUGUGUGGUACUUUAUCGUAUGUGCACUGUAAAAAUGUUUGGAGAACGGAAAUGGUAUUAUCUUAUUUGAUAUUAAACUGUGGCAGCGGCA
Rhipicephalus sanguineus (brown dog tick) is the source of this 5256-nucleotide messenger RNA. Its product is annotated as pseudouridine-5'-phosphatase. Bases 160 to 870 code for a protein of 236 amino acids. Gene Ontology annotation, molecular function: phosphatase activity. The transcript is spliced from 4 exons. NCBI's taxonomy places the organism in Eukaryota, Metazoa, Arthropoda, Arachnida, Ixodida, Ixodidae. The record is from RefSeq and is a predicted model, not a curated record.